Messenger RNA from Paraphaeosphaeria sporulosa, 1106 nucleotides. RefSeq lists its product as uncharacterized. The record is from RefSeq and is a predicted model, not a curated record. The transcript is spliced from 2 exons. Bases 165 to 1106 code for a protein of 313 amino acids. NCBI's taxonomy places the organism in Eukaryota, Fungi, Ascomycota, Dothideomycetes, Pleosporales, Didymosphaeriaceae. Gene Ontology annotation, molecular function: oxidoreductase activity.
AAUCUGUGUAGCGAGGGGAUUGUAUUUACCGGCAUUUGAUCAAGGUGCAAGGGAAUAUUCGAUGCCGGCAGUUCCACGUUCUCGCCGCAUUCAAGCUCGUCGUUCGUAAUCUGCAGAAAGGGCUUCUGUCCGUUCUUACCAGUUACCACAGAAGCAUACUCAGGAUGUACGAGGAAGCACUGCCAAUCGCUGGUCGCCCCGAGAAACACCAUGUGCAGACGACGUUCAAUUACUGGGACGACCCGGGAGAUGGUUCCAAGCCGACCCCGAUAGUCAUCGGAGGAGGCAGGAUAUCGAACAGGCGCCCUCAUCUUCCUCACGAUUUCGUUGUCACGGACAUAUCUGGCGAUGAGGAUAAGUACACCCUUGACGGCCACGGGUUUCAAUACUGCCGCCACAAGAGCCUCGAGAAAGACUUCGUCGAUGAGCAUGCCAUACAGACGCUGUACUAUGACGAAUGUCGGCAACUGCUCAAGGAAGUUACCGGAGCUUCUCGGGUUUAUAUCUUCAACCACAAAGUUCGUCGCGGACCGACGCAGUGGCACCAUCUAGGGUUCAGUAACCUUGCCAAUCGGGGCCCUGUGACCCGAACGCACGUGGAUCAAUCGUACGAUGGAGCAGAAUUGAGGCUACGAUGGGAGUUUCCAGAGAAAGCAGACGAAUUGGUGAAAAGGAGGUACCAGAUCAUCAACGUAUGGAGGCCCAUCGCAACAAUCUUGAAAGACCCCAUUGCGACGGCGGAUUCGACUUCAGUCCCAGAUGAUGAUCUUGUCGCAGCAGAUAUGACCGAGGACGGUUUUCAAGGAGAGCAGUGGGUCGUACGACACAAUCCAGCUCAUCGCUGGUACUACAAGAACCAAUUGACGCCCGAUGAAGUGCUCUUGAUCAAGUGCUUUGAUUCCAAUACAUCGGUAGCACGAAGAUCGCUUCAUUCCGCCUUCGAGGAUGCAGCUCAUCGCGACAAGGAGCCUCGGCAAAGUAUUGAACUAGUUCUUGGAAGCGCAAGUUCUACUUUCUUGUUGGUAUCUCUGCGACAACCAGAUAUUGAUAAGUUGAGGGGUAGUGACCAUCCUACCGAUAUUAUUGCUAUGUACCAUCCAAGAUAG